Molecule: messenger RNA, 448 nt
Organism: Erigeron canadensis
Lineage: Eukaryota; Viridiplantae; Streptophyta; Magnoliopsida; Asterales; Asteraceae
Product: protein PELPK1-like
Exons: 1
Coding region: 17-349 (110 amino acids)
Source: RefSeq, a predicted model, not a curated record
UAAGUAGCUUAUUACAAUGUUGUCUCACAGAUACCCUUUGUUUGUCAUACCAUUGUUGAUCAUAGCCUUGACAUCAAUGCGAAGCAGCAUCAUUUUAGCCGAGGCAAGAAAUCUUUUAGAGAUUGAUUUCCCCGAUCUUCCUAAGCCAGAACUUCCAGAUUUUCCUGAAAUCCCGAAGCUUGACUUUCCUGAACUUCCUAAACCAGAACUGCCCGACUUAUUACCUGAGAUUCCAAAGCCCGAACUGCCCCAUUUGCCAUCGCUGGAAGUGCCAGAUUUAUCCGAUUUGCCAGUUCCAAAGUUCCCUAAUCUUCCAAAUGACUUUCCUAUCCCAUCUGAGAUCCCAUGAUUAAAUGAAGCUUUCCUCUGCCUGCCGCUAAAGCUAUCUUCUUGAUCAUUUUACCUUGAUCAUUUUCAGUAAUUUUACUACAUGAUGUAAAGAUGUGUA